Molecule: messenger RNA, 1278 nt
Organism: Arabis nemorensis
Lineage: Eukaryota; Viridiplantae; Streptophyta; Magnoliopsida; Brassicales; Brassicaceae
Source: the annotation of a GenBank genome assembly
AUGGAGUCUUCGAUUAUUUGUUCUGAAUUGACAGAACUUUCUGAGGCAGAUCAGAAAGCGUUGGGUCUGAUUGUGAAGGCUGCAAAAGUUAUAGACGAUAUAUUUUAUGACCAGUUGCAAAAGAUGUUGGAAAUCAUCAAGUACUUUACAAUGCUUUUCUAUAGCUUGAAGAAGCUGCUGCAUAGCAAAGCUGAAGCAUUCCUCUCAAAUGAGUACUAUGAGUCAGACAUCGCAUGUAUGGACUUGGAUUCAAAGUUGGAUAUUACCAUUGGUCCAUAUGAGACGUACGAGGAUGAAAUCUUUGGGUACAAGGAGCUGAUAAAUUUCACGCUUCACUACAUUGCAGACUUGGAUAUUCCAAUCAAAAGGGUAACAUUUACAGAAUUCCGAAAUGGAAUGCUCAAUGUGUCACCUAUUGGUCGCAACUGCAGCCAAGAAGAAAGAGAUGAAUUUGAGAGAUAUGAUAAGGUUCAAAACAUUCGCCCGAAGAUGGUGGCUGAACUUCGUGAGCGGUUUGCGCAUCUUAACCUUACUUUCUCAAUUGGUGGACAGAUUAGCUUUGAUGUCUUCCCUAAAGGUUGGGAUAAGACUUACUGCUUGCAAGAAGAAAGAGAUGAAUUUGAGAGAUAUGAUAAGGUUCAAAACAUUCGCCCGAAGAUGGUGGCUGAACUUCGUGAGCGGUUUGCGCAUCUUAACCUUACUUUCUCAAUUGGUGGACAGAUUAGCUUUGAUGUCUUCCCUAAAGGUUGGGAUAAGACUUACUGCUUGCAAUACCUUGAGGACUUCAAUGAAAUCCAUUUCUUCGGUGACAAAACCUAUGAGGGUGGAAAUGAUUAUGAAAUCUAUGAAUCACCAAAAACAAUUGGCCACUCAGUUACGAGUCCUUUUUCAAUUUCUCUAAUCGGUUGCAUCACAACCAAAGAGCUGGGAACAGUUAUGCGUUCUCUAGGGCAGAACCCAACUGAGGCAGAGCUACAAGACAUGAUCAAUGAGGUUGAUGCAGAUGGUAACGGCACGAUCGACUUUCCCGAGUUCUUGAACCUGAUGGCUAAGAAGAUGAAGGACACUGACUCAAAGGAAGAGCUCAAAGAAGCUUUCAGGGUUUUCGACAAAGACCAGAACGGUUUCAUCUCGGCUGCUGAGCUUCGCCAUGUGAUGACUAAUCUUGGGGAGAAACUAACUGAUGAGGAAGUUGAAGAGAUGAUCCGUGAAGCUGAUGUUGAUGGAGAUGGUCAGAUAAACUAUGAGCAGUUUGUCAAGAUUAUGAUGGCUAAGUGA